AGGGAUCGGCAGGGAAAGAAUCCCGGGACAAGGGAUCGGCUCCUCGUGGCACGGAUUGCAGCAGAAGAGUUGGAGCUCUUCCCACGGAGCAGCACAACUUCGGGCGCGCAUUCCUGGGAAUUUUCCUCCGGUCGUGGUCGUUUAUUCAGAGUUAAAUGAAGAUAUCGAAGGGUGAAGCAAGGAAAUAUUGCUUGGAGGCUCUGGAAGGAGAUUUUGCCAUCCCUGAAGGAAUGAACUUUUGGAACCUGCGUGGAAAAUGUCCUUUUUAAUACCGAAAGUAGCAAAGGAGAACUUAUGAUCGAAACCUUAUAGGAAUUUGAUUUCAACUGCACUUUUAACCUUAAAUAGACCAUGGAGAGUUUGUUAUCUCUGCUCUGUUGCCAUUAUUCUUUGCUGAUUUUGUUUCAGCACAAGUACCAGGUGUACGGAAACUACUCCCAGCUACCCAAACACCCAGGGUUCAAAGUCCUGGCAUCAGCUUCCCACUACUGGCCACUGGAAGAUGUGGAUGGAAUUCACGAAUUUCGGGACACAAAUGGAGCUCUAAGAAUCCACAACUUCACUGUGCUUCCUUCCCAUAACUCUACCUUUGUAAAUACCAAUGACUCUGCCUACUCUAACUCCUCUGCAACUGUAGAUAUUGUAGAGGGGAUGGUGAACAAAGGAAUUUACGUCACUGAAAAGAAAGGAGUCACCUUUCUCUUCUUUGGGAGCUACCGAAAUUCUUGCAUCAGUAACCCAGAGGCUUGUGGGCCUGAAGGAGUAACAUUUUCCUUUUUCUGGAAGACUCAAGACCAGCAGGCCAAGCUUCUCCCUGCCUCUGGUGGACGAGUCAUUUCCAGUGGCUUCAAAAUCUGCUCGAAUGAAGGUGAAGGCUCCGUGGAAUUUUACACCCGUGGGAAUGCAAUGAUGAAGUGGAAAGCGAGCUUUAGUCCACCAGGUCCCUACUGGACUCACAUUCUGUUCACCUGGCAGUCCCGGGAAGGGCUCAAGGUCUAUGUCAACGGCACCCUGAGCACCACGGACCCUGCUGGCAAAGUUUUCUACGACUACGGCGACGGCAGCGUCCUGGCGGGCAGCGAGGGGCAGGCGGGCAAGCGCUGGGUGAACGGAGCCUUCGACGAGUUCAUCAUCUGGGAACGGUGUCUGAACCCCCAGAAGGUGCAGCAAUUUGUUAACACUCUCCUUUGUGUUUGUAUUUCCCCAGGAGUGCAAGUUCUGCUUUCUUCAACCCUUCCGUGGUCCCUGCUGACAUCCACCACAAAGCCCGUGCUCCCCACCAACGCCUACCAGCCCAUCAUCAGCGCCCUGAGCCAGGACUGGAGGAGCUCCCCGAGCCCCAGGUCCCUGCUGGGGCACCUGCAGAACGUGUCCCUCAGGCUGCCCGGGGAGUCCCUGUCCGAGCACACUGCCCAGAGCCUGGCCGAGGCAUUUUUAAAAGCUGUUGAAGACUUUAUGUUGCUGUCUGACUGGAUUGAUGGAGCAGAGACCCCCCAGGUGUUCAGCAGCCUGAUCCACACCAUCGACACGGUGAUGGCUCACCUGUCCCAACACCUGCACGGGAACUCCCUGACCCUCGAGGGCUCCUCGGCUGUGGCAGAUUACACCGUGGUCAGGAUGAACCCCCAGACCCUGAACGUGUCCCACUAUCGAUUCCCAUCUCGAGGGCAGAGUUAUAUUUCCAUUCCCAGUGAGGCUUUCCAUGGAAAAGCCUGGAUCACCAUCGUGGGCCUCCUUUACCACAACAUGCAUUAUUUCUUCCAUAACAUCAACCCUGAGGACACCAGGAUUGCUGAAGCUGCUGCCUACAAGGGUUACAUGAUCUCAGCCAGCAGUUACCUCAUCUCGAUCAAGGUGGAACCUCUGCCCCAGCUGUCCUGCAACCUGUCAGGGUCUCCUCUGCUCAGCAUCCAGCUCAGCCACAGGCUGGUAAGAGAAAUGGGAAUUGCUGCUUUGGGCUGUGCAAUGCUCUGGGGGCUGGGAUGAUUUAUUUGUAUUUCUCUCGUGAUUUUUUGUGGCCAUUUUUAGUAGCAAUUCAGUUGCCAUUUGUGGCUGCAGCUUUAUGUUUUUUCCCACCGUUGUGGCUCCUUUUUCCCCCAAGAGGCUGCAGGGUGCUCCUG
Molecule: messenger RNA, 2120 nt
Organism: Sturnus vulgaris (Common starling)
Lineage: Eukaryota; Metazoa; Chordata; Aves; Passeriformes; Sturnidae
Source: RefSeq, a predicted model, not a curated record